This is a messenger RNA of Zonotrichia albicollis (white-throated sparrow), 368 nucleotides long. Lineage: Eukaryota; Metazoa; Chordata; Aves; Passeriformes; Passerellidae. The record is from RefSeq and is a predicted model, not a curated record.
GAAGCUGGCCCUCAAGUACCACCCCGACAAGAACCCCGAUGAUCCAGCGGCUGCCGAGCGCUUCAAGGAGAUCAACAGCGCCCACGCCACGCUCAGCGAUGUGGACAAGCGCCGCCUGUACGACCAGUACGGCUCCCUCGGCCUCUACGUGGCCGAGCAGUUCGGCGACGAUGCUGUCCGGCACUACUUCCUCAUGUCCAAGUGGUGGUUCCAGGCACUGGUGCUGUGCUGCGGGGCCCUCACCUGCUGCUGCUGCUGCUGCUGCUGCUUCUUCUGCUGUGGGACGUGCUGCCAGCCCAAGGAGGAUGAGUCCUACAAGUACGUGGACCCCAAGGACCUGGAGGCGCAGAUGCGGGCAGAGGACAGCG